Rhinichthys klamathensis goyatoka is the source of this 1934-nucleotide messenger RNA. RefSeq names its product synovial sarcoma, X breakpoint 2 interacting protein a (gene ssx2ipa). The transcript has 14 exons. The record is from RefSeq and is a predicted model, not a curated record. Lineage: Eukaryota; Metazoa; Chordata; Actinopteri; Cypriniformes; Leuciscidae. Bases 207 to 1934 code for a protein of 575 amino acids.
AGGGCAGGUGACCGACACUCGCACUGCAGUCUCUCACACACUCGCUCGGGAUCGUUCUGAUCUAAAUCUAGCCAGUCCAGCACGCGAGCACAUCUGACGGGUUGGAUCCGCGGAGCUGCAUCUAAUGAGUGCUGAUGGCCGAGUGCUAGUCUGCUUCUGGAAGAGCGGGACGCCCCAGAGUCCCAGCCAAGCUGAAUGUGGACGUGAUGGGAGAUUGGUGGACUCCAGCGACGAUGCCAGAUCCAUCUCUCGACACCAAAGAGCUAUCCGGUAUUUCUGGGCUCAGCACGUCUCCCUCCAGGCCAAACUCCAGCAUGGCUCUGCCCAAGCCCUCCUACAGCGUGCUGAGUGCGUUCUGCACCGAGGAGAACAUAGCGCAGUGUGUCGCAUAUAUCAAUCAGGAGGUGUGUUCGCUGGGCUUGUCUGCAGUGAGCGUGGAGUCGGCUGGGCUGAGCGCUGUGCCGGUGCUGAACGUGCUGUAUGAGCUGCUGCAGCUGCAGAGGAGAGCUCAGCGUGCCCAUCACGAGCUGGAGAACCAGCAGACCAAGAACACCAGUGACCUCGAGCAUCUGCAGCACAGCCACUGUCGACUCAAAGAUCAGCUGGAGCACACGAGGAGAGAGAACUCGGGCCUGCAUGAGGGCGAGCGACAGCUCCAGCUGAAGAUCAGAACCUUACAGAACUGCCUGAAGUCUGAGAAGGAGGAAGUGCAGAGGCUGCAGAGCAUCAUCUCCAGUCGAGCCACACAGUACAGCCAUGAUGCCAAGCGCAAAGAGCGGGAGAGCUCCAGACUCAAGGAGCGGCUCAACCAGCUGCUCGUGGACAAGAGGGACAAGAAGCUCGCCAUUGAAGUGUCCAACUGUGUGGGAAGGUCCGAUGGCAGGAGAGGCCUCUGGAAGACGGGCAAGAUGGAGGCCAGGCACGAGGGGGAGAUGUACAGGGCUCUACUGAGUGACUAUGAGGCGCGGCAGAGGUCCCUGAUGCUGGAGAACGCAGAGCUCCAGAAGGUGUUGCAGCUCAUGAAGAAGGACAUGAUGGCCAUCCUGAGUCCCAAGAGCCCCUGCGUGGAGCCGGAGCCGGCGGAGGACAGCCUAGAGCAGGCCGUGUCCUCGGGCGAGGAGGACGCCGCUGACUGCAGUCGAGGGCCGCUGGAGCAGGCGUGUGAGCAGGCGCGUGAGCAGCUGACCAACAGCAUCCGCCUGCAGUGGAGGAAGCUCAAGAGCCACAUGCAGAGACUCGACAGCCAAGUGUCACUGGUGGCGUGUCAGGAGCGCGAGGCCGAGGAGCUGAUGUCCAGGAAGGAUCAUGAGGAGGAGAUGCAGCGGAUACGCCUGGAGCUGCAGCAGUGUAAAGAGUUCAUCCACAUGCAGCAGCAGCUUCUGCAGCAGCAGCUGAGCGUGCCAUGUGACGAGGAGACCGCAGCUCUGCUGAACGACUGCUACACGCUGGAGGAGAAGGAGCGGCUGAAGGAGGAGUGGAGGCUCUUCGGUGAGCAGAAAAGAAACUUUGAGCGAGAAAGGAGGAACUUCACUGAAGCUGCUAUUCGCCUGGGACACGAGAGGAAAUCCUUUGAGGAGGAUCGAGCGGCGUGGCUGAAGACCCAGUUUCUGAACAUGACUCCAUUUGUAGACCGUAAGCGACCUGCGCUGGCUGACCCUCACAGUGCUUUAUCCGUCAGUGCUGGACCUGAGGCCAAACUGCAGUCCACUCCACCCCUCCAGAACAAGUCCCCGUCCUACAGCGCGUUCUCCACGCCUAAGUCUGUGCCGGUGAGGAUGCCCUCCACUGCUGACCUGUACCGCACACUGCACCUCAUCCCAGACAGCAGAGGCCACGGCCAGUGUCCGAGCGCUGAGGCGUUGACCACGGCACGUCUGCGCAGAUGCUCUACAGACUGCGGCGUCAUCUCACUGGGGCGAGACGAGGACAUGUGA